GUACCCAUAACUCAGUAACCAUGGGCGUGUCAACCAUCAAACUUCUUCAAAUAACACCUUUAGAGAGUUAAUGAAAUGCCAGCGAGGAUGAUGAGCGCUCGUGGCGGCCCUGGUGCGGCGGGCGAGGUUAGCGUGGCGGACAGUCCCCUGGCCACCUUCGAGUCGCUCACGCAGGCGGCCGUCAUCGCCGUCAUGGGCGUCGCCAUUGUCGUCUCCAACCUUCUUAUCAUUGCCGCCUUCCUUAACUUCAAAGGUCUAUCUAACGAAGUGAUAAAUUAUUACUUGCUCUCACUCGCCGUGGCAGACCUGCUGUGUGGCUUGUUCGUUGUGCCACUGUCUGUGUACCCCGCUAUAACCGGGCGCUGGAUGUUCGGCGAUCUAAUGUGCCGGCUGGCGGGCUAUGUGGAGGUGACGCUCUGGUCCGUCAGCGUGUACACCUUCAUGUGGAUCUCCGUGGACCGAUAUCUCGCCGUCCGGAAACCUCUCCGAUAUGAGACGGUUAGUGCAACGGUACAAACGCGCACUAGGAGUCAAUGUUGGAUGGUGUUCACUUGGAUUUCGGCCGCUAUGUUGUGCUGCCCACCGCUUCUCGGAUAUAAAAAGGAUGCUAAUUUCGACAAGGAAACUUUCAUUUGCAUGCUCGACUGGGGCACGACUUACGCGUACACGGCCACAUUAGGUAUUCUCGUCCUCGGUCCGAGCGUAAUUUCGAUCGUGUAUAAUUAUUUUUACAUAUUCUCAAUGAAGCGGAAACUGAACAGCGGAGCCCCAAUACACGACAAAGAGUACGCCACGGCUCUGGCGGAGAACCUCGCCAACCCUAGCCACUGGAUGAGUUUCGUACUUGUGACCGCUUUUUGGUUGAGUUGGGCGCCGUACGCUGGUGUGCGACUGUAUGAGUACAUCACAGACCAAGAACUCAAGAUACCGAUGCUUCAUUUCGGCGUGGUAUGGCUCGGCAUACUGAACUCAUUCUGGAAGAUCGUCAUUCUGAUUUCGCUCAGUCCGCAGUUCAGAUUAGCUUUGCGAAUUCUAUGUCUGACUGCCUGCUGUCGCACCAAGGGGCGGUUGCAAGCUGAGCUCAUAGGCAUGGACAAUGACGACUGAGCGUGCUCACUAUGGCUCUAACGAUUUACGAUAGACAGGAAGAAUAACGAUAUAUAGAUAGAUACUAUAUGAAAAGAAUGGUACCUAUAUUAUG
Chilo suppressalis (striped riceborer) is the source of this 1201-nucleotide messenger RNA. The record is from the annotation of a GenBank genome assembly. Lineage: Eukaryota; Metazoa; Arthropoda; Insecta; Lepidoptera; Crambidae.